Molecule: messenger RNA, 1860 nt
Organism: Andrographis paniculata
Lineage: Eukaryota; Viridiplantae; Streptophyta; Magnoliopsida; Lamiales; Acanthaceae
Product: IAA-alanine resistance protein 1
Exons: 11
Coding region: 326-1762 (478 amino acids)
Biological process (GO): intracellular zinc ion homeostasis; zinc ion transmembrane transport
Cellular component (GO): membrane
Molecular function (GO): zinc ion transmembrane transporter activity
Source: RefSeq, a predicted model, not a curated record
CCCUUCUCUCCCCCCCGAGCAUUGUUUGUCUGAUAAUGUCCAAAUAAUUUCUCCCUUUGUCUAUCGACACCGUUCCCAAAUGGCGGACGCAAUCCAAAUUGCAAACCAUCUGAAAAACCCCAAAACCCUAUAAAUGCGAAAUCUCUACAGGCCCAACAAUGGACGUGGUCACAUUCGGGAUCAUAGUAGCCAUUAUAAUCCUCUUCCUCUGCGCCGUCUGCUUCAUCGCCGUCGAGGGCACCUGCAAGAGAAACCGCUCCUCUUAAUCCCCAAAUCACCCGCUCACACUUUUCGCUUCAGUUUCUUCGGCGAUUCUUAGUUGCCGAUGGGCGGUGUUUCGAAUAAUCGCCGCCGGAUCUGGUUGUGUCUGUUUGUCGUCUCGGCGGGGGUGACGGCUGCAGUAGCUCACCAGUGCAGCCACGACCACGACCAUCUCCAUCACCAUCACCAUCACGAGUAUGGUGCGGAUGUGGACUUAAUUAGGGAGAAUCGGCGGAAGCUUCUACCGGAGGAAAUUGCAGAGGAGGAAGAUCUGAGGAUGAUGUUGGACCACAGUGAGCUUGAUCGGGUAAUUGAGCAAACACAUCGGCAGGAGCUUUCUGGGAUUGGCCUUUGGUUACAUGCUAUGGCAUGUUCACUAUUGGUUAGCCUGGCUUCUCUCAUAUGCCUGGUUCUAUUACCAGUUAUAUUUAUACAAGGAAAACCGUCGAAGAUAGUUGUUGAUUCUCUAGCAUUAUUCGGGGCUGGAGCAAUGCUGGGUGAUGCAUUUCUUCAUCAGUUGCCUCAUGCUUUCGGUGGUGAGCAUUCUCAUUCUCACGAUCACCAUGACGAUCAUGCUCAUCAUCACCACGGUGUAAAACAGUCACAUUCACAUUCCUUAAAGGAUCUUUCCAUUGGUUUGUCAGUCUUGGCUGGAAUUGUGGUAUUCCUUAUUGUUGAGAAACUUGUGAGGUACGUCGAAGAAUUUUCUGGAGUGGAUGGGCCAGGUCUUGGCCAUCACCACCAUCAUCAUCAUAAGCAUGCUAAAAAAGUAAAAGCCGAUGAUGCCACACAGGAAGAUCCCCAAGAACCGUCGUACAAUGAUGUGGCAAAUGGAAGAUUAUUGGAUCAAACAUCUGACGAAAAGGAAUUGAAUAGAUCACCUACUGAGAGUGCCAGCGGUGAUAAAUCAAGGGAAAAAACAGUUUUACGGAAGAGAAACACGAGCAUCGCUGCUACUAAAGAGGGAACUGACUUAAGUGCUGAAAACAACUCCGAUGGUAACUUGGAAUGUGUAGAGAAGAAAGAGCCGGUCAAGACACAUUCAAGUUUAGUGUUCGGUUAUCUGAAUCUCUUCUCUGAUGGAGUGCAUAAUUUUACCGAUGGCAUGGCAUUGGGAAGUGCCUUCCUCGUAUAUGGCUCAGUUGGUGGGUGGUCCAGAACUCUGUUUCUGCUUGCACAUGAGCUUCCUCAAGAGAUAGGCGAUUUCGGGAUUCUUGUGAGGUCUGGUUUUAGUGUCUCGAAGGCCCUCUUCUUCAACUUCCUGUCUGCCUUGGUCGCAUUAGCCGGCACUGCUCUGGCGUUGAUGUGGGGAAAAGACCCGGGCCAGUCGUCUUUAAUUGAGGGAUUUACUGCGGGCGGGUUCAUCUACAUUGCCCUGGCCGGGGUGCUGGCGGAGAUGAACAACAACGGCACGACGGCGGCUCCGAGACAUACGAUGACACAGUUGAUCUCGUUGGUGUCAGGUAUGGGCGUUGCCCUUUGUAUAUCGCUUGUGGAAUGAAUGAUUUGAUUAUUCCCUUAUGUGUUGUACAAUUUCUGUAAGUUUGUUUAACUUCUACUCUCUUAUACUUAUAUAUAUAUAUAUUUUUUUUCAUUUUA